Molecule: messenger RNA, 480 nt
Organism: Sclerotinia sclerotiorum 1980 UF-70
Lineage: Eukaryota; Fungi; Ascomycota; Leotiomycetes; Helotiales; Sclerotiniaceae
Exons: 6
Coding region: 1-480 (159 amino acids)
Source: RefSeq, a predicted model, not a curated record
AUGAGUAUCGGUAUGAGUACCGGUAUAAGUAUUGAUAUAAGUAUCGGUAUGGAUAUGAGAAUAAAUAUUGGUAUGAGCAUUAAUGAAAAAAAUGAUACAGGUACCAGUAUGGAUGUCGAGAAUCAAUCAAUUCAAUCUGAUGCUCUUUCUGGUCUCAAGAAACCCAAUAGUACAGGUAUGAAUGCUGGGUCUCGGUAUGGGGUAUCGGUAUGGGGUGUCGGUAUGGGGUAUGGGGUAUCGGUCAUGGAUCCAACCACUAUGGGUGGUAGUAGUGUAGCAUCAAAUAUGCUAGUUGAUGUAGACGAGAUGAAAAAAUUGAUAACCGCGCCAAGUGGUGAUAUGAUCAAGAGCCUGUCUUUCUGCAAUAUUGGACUCGAGGUUAGGAAAAUCGAAGCACGCGUUGAUAUCAUUCAUUGGUUGAUUGCACACAAAAACCGAAAGACUCAGGAAUUUUUGAUCGCCAUUCUCCCUGCAAAAUAA